Molecule: messenger RNA, 816 nt
Organism: Beta vulgaris subsp. vulgaris (sugar beet)
Lineage: Eukaryota; Viridiplantae; Streptophyta; Magnoliopsida; Caryophyllales; Amaranthaceae
Product: probable calcium-binding protein CML18
Exons: 1
Coding region: 79-507 (142 amino acids)
Molecular function (GO): calcium ion binding
Source: RefSeq, a predicted model, not a curated record
CACUUUUUUUUAAAAAAACUUUUUUUUUCCUCUUUCUCUCUCUUCCAAAAACCUCAAAAUCUCUCUCAUCAUUCAACAAUGGCGAAAAACUCCGAAAUCGAGAGAAUAUUCUCAAAAUUCGACGCAAAUGGCGACGGAAAGAUAUCAGCGACGGAAUUAAAGUCGUUAUUACAAGCAUUAGGAUCGGAAACAUCACCAGAAGAAGUGAAGAAGAUGAUGGAAGAGAUGGAUAAAGACGGUGAUGGAUUUGUGGAUCUGUUAGAAUUUUCCGAGUUUCAUGCCGGAUCUGGUGGUAAUGCAGGUUCUACUAAAGAACUUGAAGAAGCUUUUAGAUUAUACGAUAAAGAUGGCAACGGUAAGAUUUCUGCGCGCGAAUUAUAUGAUGUAUUGAAAAGUCUUGGUGAGAAGUGUUCUUUGAAAGAUUGUAAGAAGAUGAUUUCAUCUGUUGAUGCUGAUGGUGAUGGUCAUGUUGAUUUCGAGGAGUUUAAGAAAAUGAUGGCCGUUUGAUCAUAUCAUAGAAUCUAGAGAGAGAAAGUUGUUGCAGAAGGAAGAGAGAGAAAGAAAGGUUAAUUACUUAAUUAAUUAGUUACUAUUUUAGUAGAAGAAGUAUUACUUAAUUGUGCAUAGGUGAUGGAUGAUGAAUUUGAUGAUUAAUUAUGUUUUGUUUUUUUGAGCUUGUUGAUGAUGAUGAACAAGCUUUUUCUAGGGUGGAAUUUUUAAAUGUUGAAAUAGUAGUGGCGAAAGUACUAACGUGUUUUUUUCUAGGGAUUUGGAAGUAUUUCUGAUUUUGUGAAUACAGUUUUCUAACUGUUUUUU